AUGACGACCCCUCCUCCGAAGAGAUCCCCAAGCCCGGGCUUUUCAGCCAACCUCGACGACAAUCAUGAAGACAAGCGGCUCAAGAUCGACGAAAAUGUCGAAGAGGCACACAUCCCCCCUCCUGUUGGCCCUUUUUCCUCCCUUCAACCUCAAGAUUCAGCGCCAAGUGAGCCUGAAGAACAUAUCCCUCCCUUGCCCGCUUCGCCGCCGGCCCCCGAUGAAGAGCUCCCUGUCCGAGAUGGCUGUUCCACGUCACCGAGUGGUGACAUCCGCAUCCCCCUGUGGCAGAACGAGACCCGCGCCUUUAAUGGCGAGAUCAUUGUCUCCCCGACCUCAAAGAACAGGAACAAGAAAGCCGCCGCACGCAAAGUUGCCCGGCAGGCGCAAAGUGCCCCCUUGGUGGUUGAUGGAAAACCCCAGUUUAAUCUUUUUGUCGAUGGCUCCCACCAAAGGGCGGUAUCACUAUCGCACACCAAACCUCCGGACCCCGCCCUCAAGCCCGCUUUGCCCGUGGUGGCUACGGCGUAG
Messenger RNA from Sordaria macrospora k-hell, 528 nucleotides. RefSeq lists its product as uncharacterized. The record is from RefSeq and is a predicted model, not a curated record. NCBI's taxonomy places the organism in Eukaryota, Fungi, Ascomycota, Sordariomycetes, Sordariales, Sordariaceae.